Molecule: messenger RNA, 352 nt
Organism: Meloidogyne enterolobii
Lineage: Eukaryota; Metazoa; Nematoda; Chromadorea; Rhabditida; Meloidogynidae
Source: the annotation of a GenBank genome assembly
GUUGCGGACCCCUCUGCCCCUGACGACUCGGGGGUUGGACUAACUACUCCAGAACAGAUGCGUCAAUUAAAUGCACAAAUAGCAGCUUACAAGAUGCUAGCCAGAAAUGAACCAUUACCCAGACAAUUAUUGAACCAAGCGAAUGACAGAAAGAAUGAUUCAAAUGCACUCCCGCUUCCAUAUGAAUAUCCUUAUGAACUCCCUAAUGGCGAAAAGCUUCCUUAUGAUUUGAGCAAAAUAUUGGCCAUCCAUCAACAGAGAACCACAAAUCGAACAACUACAUUACCGCUUCCACAAGGGAUUGACCCAGAAGUUAUUUGGCAAUUCAAAAUCGAAUUGCUCUUCGAAUAAA